AUGGCGGAUUUAACAGGAAGUGACGACUACAAUCUUCAGGGGGCGUGGGACACGGUGUGUCAGUCGUUCGCCAAAACAACCACGGUGGAUCUCACUAUAACCCCGAGGUACACCAUCGAUCAGGUCCUCGAUCAAAUCCGGCAAAGGCAAGAUGACGACGAGCAGCGAAAUGUUAAAUACAAAGUCGCAAAGGAUGUCAUCAGCAAGACUUUGAGCUGCAUCGAGGUUCUUGGUGGGAUUGUCGCCCAGGGAGCAAGUAUGGUGUUUGGCCCAAGCGAGCUAUGUUUCAAUGCUGUGUUAUAUCUUAUCCAAACGGGGGCAAAAUUCAAGGGAAUUUUCAGCAGUAUUGCCGAGCUGUUUAAACGCAUCUCAGACGUUCUGGAACGAUGCAAGAUCUAUCUCCGCAUGCUGCCUGAGGCUGUGGAUAUUUCCUUGCGACGGAUAAUCAAUGAUGAGCUGUUGUGUUUUGUCGCAGUCUGUGCGCUUUCGAUGAAAGUUUUAAAAGGACACAAAAUUUUGAUUGCACUCAAGGUUUUCGCCUUCAACACUGACGAGGGGGUCAGUGAGCAGUUGGCUCGGCUGGCUGAGCUCGUCGAGCGGGAGUCGCAAAUGCGAGGGACUCUGGGAUUUGAAUCGCAGAAGAACAGUGAAAAGAACAUCGUCGAGACAAGAGACGGGACGAAGAAGAUCAAUGCAGGCGUCGACAAAUUACUAGAGAAUCAGCGGAAAACCGAGGAGGAGAAUAAGGAGAAUAAACAGCUUCAUGAUGUCGACACCUGUCUUGACAGUCCCAGCGAGACCUUCGCCAAGAUGCGAGGGAAGUAUAGGGACCUGCGCGGCAAAAUAGUUGAUGGAAGCGGACAAUGGCUCCGCAACGAUCCGAUGUAUACAGGAUGGGCGAGUUGCGAAGUUGAGUCUCCGUUAGAUGUGCUCUGCAUAUCCGGAGGUGAAGGAUACGGUAAAUCCUAUCUAUUCACUACGAUCAUUCGAGACCUGCAGGAGAGGGAUUCAGAAGUGACGGACAACUUGAGUCGCACGUCGAUCGGCUAUUACUUUUUCGAGCAGGGAAGUCCCACUCGAGGAACUGCUCACCAUGAUCCGGUCUAUCGGAAGGAACUUGCCUCGUCCGCGAAGUCGAUGGAAUCCAACCAAAUAACCGAACUAUGGGAUGUUCUCUUCGCCAAGUCUUACAAAUCGGACUCGACCUUUUUCAUCCUGUUGGAUGGCGCCGAGCGGAUUGUCCGGGAGAACCUCAAACAGCUCCUGAAUGUUCUAGCGGACCUCCAGAAGAUAUCAGACACUAGGUACCGAUUCCGCAUUCGCAUCCUCUUCUCUGCGCGAAGCGAAACCGUCGAGCAGAUCACAAACCACCUCAAUAAAGGGGCCUCUACCAUUGAUGUCGCUUCGAAAAACAAAGACGAUAUCGAAAUGUUCAUCAACGACCGCCUCAGGAGCAUGGAUAUCCUCAGCAGCGGCUCCACCCAGGUUGAAGCACUCAAGAGGGAAAUCCUCGAAGGCCUCCUGAAAGAAGGGCAUGGCGAUUUCGUCAACGUAGGUCUUCUGCUCAAUCAAAUAGGCGAUAAGCAACGUCCCGGAGAGAUCCGAGACGUAUUGUCCCGGUCAGGCGAGAAACGUUCGAGCACGAUUGCCCGCGAGAUUAAGAGAUUGAACGAGACCCUGAGUGAUGAUGAUAUUUCAGAUCUCAAUGAGCUCCUACUCUGGGUGAUGAACGCACGCAGCUCGCUUAUGCUAUACGAAUUGGAAGCCGUUCUCUACGUGAAAAAUGGCGAGCUAUCACUUCGCUCGUUGGAAAACGAGAUCAGCGGCCGCUUCUCUGCUCUAUUCUGCAUAGAGGGAGAGAUCGACCUGAAAACAAAGAGCAUGCCCCCGACAGCGAUCAUAUCUCUAGUGUCAAACUCGAUAGAGGAGUACUUCCGACCAAAAUCUCCUAGCGAGGAGGCUGAGGCCGACCACGGCCAGCAUGAAUGGAACACCACUGGGGAUGUCCUCGCGUCGGAGGUCAAAAUUGUCCGGCGAUUCCUCGAUUUGGUCUGCGACCCUAAUCUGUUCAAGAAGUUCGAGUUUGAUGCCUUCUUCGAGCGAAAAUUGACCAAAAAGACUGCCCGGCUCGGCGUCGAUACAGACACAGCUCACAUGCAAAUUUUAAUGGCCUGUCUCAAAGCCAUCUCAGAGAAAACAGAUGGAUCUUCUCCGCUGGUGGACUACGCGACGUUUUACUUUGAAGAGCAUCUUCGUCUCAUUGAUCUGUCAUUGAUACAGCCACAAAGCAAGGCCGUCGUCGGUCCACAAUUGGUGAAAAUGUUUACAGACGAGGAAAUCUUCAUUUCGUGGUGGACUGAGGACCGCCUGUGGAUGCGGCGUUCCUGGCUAUACGAGGAUGACUGCGUUGAUGUGGUGUUGAAGUGGCUACAGGACUCCGCUGUCACUAAGAAGCUUCCGGAAAAUGACAGGGCAUGGGUCAAGAGUCUGAGUUCGAAGUCGAAGCCUGAUGCAGAUCUCCUGGAGCAUAUCGCCAAGUUCGUGGCGCAUAAAUGGCUGCAGACGAGUGAUUGGGAUGUUAAGGAGUUGUUUUAUUGGGUAAAUGCAUAUUCGAACAAGAUUGCAAGUCGCAAAGAUUCCAACGUGAAGCGCGAGACCGAAGAUCAGGAACCAAAGAAGAUUCCGGCGUCUCGGAUCCAUGAGGUAGCCGAGUGGGGUCGACAAUGCCUUGGGCUGGACAGUCUUGGUUAUGAGGAAACACGAAAUGUCGCCAGAACUUUGAGAAGUUUUGAGAAAUUGGAUGAUGCAGUCGAAACAUUCAAGCGGGCAUCGUCACUUGAAGAAGAUAACUGGUUCGCCAGAUGGGGUCUCGCGGAGACUUACAAACUCCAAGGAAAAUAUGCGCUGGCAGUAGAGACUCAAGAAGCAGUCCAAGCGUCCGUGGAAAGCGGGAAGUCUAAACUCGGUAACGCUGGGAACUAUUUGCAUAAAAUCAACCGAGAUUUGGCCUUGUAUCACAAAGAAGCCGGGAAUGCCGAGAAAGCCUUGGACAUUUAUGAAUCCAUUUUGCAGGAAUAUCCGGAUGACUAUCAGUCAGCCUUGGCUAUGACCCUAGUCCUACAUGACAAAGGGGGCUAUACACAGCUGAUUGAGUUCCUCGAACGCUUGAAAAGGUCCAAAGACGAGGUUACCGGUCUCGAUCGGCGCACUCAAAUCUUCCAUGAGUAUUACUGGAAUGACGAUUAUCAUGGCACCAUCGCCGCUGCCGGAAAACUUCUGAACGGCAGCGGCAUCACGACUCUGAAAGAUAGCUAUCGCACUGCUGUCGAUGCGGCAGAAGAAAAGGUUCAACUUGCCAAAGACCAGCUGAACCGAGAGGAAGAAAUGUGCGCGAAAGAAACCAUGGCCAUGCUGAUGCACCACUGUGCCAGGUUCUUCUACAAUAAUUACACAUGCGCCGAGGAAAAGGAGAUGGCGUUGUCCAUGCGGGUGCGGAUCAUCCAGUUGGACGAAAACGAAAUGAGCUGGUACCUAGGACGUGCAAAGUUGUAUGCCACCUGGGAUCUCUCCGGCCUAUAUUUCGAAAAAGCACUCCAGGCAGGGCAGGGUACCGAACUGGCAGCCAAAUACAUCGACGAUCUAGAGCAUCUUGCCACUUUGAAAUCGGACGCAACUCUGACGGACCAAACGAGGGAGAAAUAUCCGCGGCAGUUACUGGCUCGGUACUAUGCGCGUUGUGGGAAUAUGGACAAAGCAAAAAACAUGAUCAGGCCCUUCGUCAAAUUCAGUAUAGAUCUUCUGUCGGAUGACGAUCCCAGCAAUGAUUGGCAGGGAUUUCAAGGCCUAGCAACGCACUUCAUGUUUGCCGGUCAGGAUGAUAACUCUCUGGCGGCAUGGUCACUCCUCAUACCCAAUCAAGAAGAUGAGGAUACGGAUGCUACCACAGAGCUGGGAGGUCCUAUUGCAAACCAUUGCGAUGGAAGAUGUAGAACAAUUUGGACCUACGCAAACGAUAUGUAUAUUUGCCGAGAAUGUGCGGACGUGCAAUUCGAUGAGGGCUGCCUCAGAAAGUUACGAGAGGGAACUUUGGUGCGUCAGGUGUGCAGCAAGAGCCACGAAAUGCUCCACGUUCCCGAGUAUGAUGAGGAAAAAGUGAAAAAGAUCGGAAAAGGGAAUGUGAUGGUCGGGCAGGAAGUCAUGCCGGUGGAGGAUUGGAUUCAAAAGAUCAAGCAGGACUGGGGCUUAUCUACCGAAUGA
Messenger RNA from Penicillium canariense, 4257 nucleotides. RefSeq lists its product as uncharacterized. The record is from RefSeq and is a predicted model, not a curated record. NCBI's taxonomy places the organism in Eukaryota, Fungi, Ascomycota, Eurotiomycetes, Eurotiales, Aspergillaceae. Bases 1 to 4257 code for a protein of 1418 amino acids. The transcript is spliced from 4 exons. Gene Ontology annotation, molecular function: protein binding.